AUGACUAAAUCAGCAAAUAAAUUAAUAGAUUUCGUUACUUAUACCAAUGAUUGCUUUACGUCAAAAAGCAAGCCAAAGGUAGAGAAGAUCUUUGACUCAAUCGAGAAGAAGGUUGCCAAGAAAAGAAAGAGCACUACCACCAAGAAAACAAGCAAGAACACACUCAUCAACAUUCCAAAGAAAGCAACCAAGCCUACACCUUGUCAAUUUGGUGGUGUUGAUUGGAGAUCUGUUAUUGCCACUUAUGAUCAAGAUAUAUUGGAACUCUACUAUCAAAACAGAAGACUAAAAGAAUUUACAAUGGAGGCUGCAAACAUUUUGCACACAAGAUUGCAACCAAAUUUCAGCAAGUUCGGAACGUGGAAUUUUCUAGGAUCUUGUACAAAGGAAUUAUUGAACAAACUGUUCUCUCAUCAAGAUUGUUUGACUUGGGACGCUCCUUUUACAUCAAAAGAAAACGGACAAGUUAUCAAGAAGACUCAAACCUUCUUCUAUUUUUGUGGAUCUAUGCCAGAUUUAUUAACAGGAGAGUUUGAAUGGGAAUUUAAGCAACAUCCAAUUACGGAAGAUUUCAAUUUUAAACAGAUCGAAUCUUUUUAUAAUGAGCUAGUAAUUAUCAUCAAACCAGAUAAUCGAGUCUUCUGUCAUUACUCUCAAGUAACACAAAGCUUUUGUCCAAUUCUCAAGAAAUAUCUUCGUGUUUGUUAA
Messenger RNA from Naegleria gruberi, 708 nucleotides. RefSeq lists its product as uncharacterized. Bases 1 to 708 code for a protein of 235 amino acids. The record is from RefSeq and is a predicted model, not a curated record. The transcript has 2 exons. NCBI's taxonomy places the organism in Eukaryota, Heterolobosea, Eutetramitea, Acrasida, Naegleriidae.